GGAGAUAUUUUGCGACAAAUUUAUUUCGAACAACGAACAGAACAGGACAGGGCAGGACAGAGAAGAUGUCAUCGAAGGAUAACAAUAUAGCGACGCAAUUGUUAUCGCGAGCGCAUUCACCUGACACUUCAAGUCGGAUCUUCACUGAAAAAGUCAAACAACGACCAUUGCAUCUAAAGCCCACAGAACCAAAUAAUGAACAACAACGUCGUCGUCUUGAAAGGCAGCGAAAGCUGGCUCUACGAAAGAAGAAAUUGAAGCCCGCCCCUCUAUCUGCUCGAGAGAAACGCGCUUUAUGUCUAUACGAUGUACCUAAAUCCGCCCAAAAAUACAGCAUUUACGAACCUUUGAAUAAAAUGUGGUUAGGAUAUAUCUCGGAAGUGCUAGGAGGAGAGAAUUGCAUGCCAGUCACUGGAUCUGCGGCUGCCAAAUUAUGCAGUGCGGAUUAUCAUGGUGCGGAACUCGAGGUUGUGAGAAGCAGAUGUGUGAGUAGAGUUGGUGUGAAGGGGAUUGUGAUCAAAGAUUCGAAGGGAGUUUUCGAGGUUAUCACGAAGAACAAUGAUUGGAAGGUUCUGCCAAAGGAAAAUACCAUUUUCAAAUUUACGGUACCAAUCCAGGCGAUCAAGAAAGAUAUCGAGUCAGAGAAUGAUGGAAAUUCUGUCACAGAACUGGUCUUUGAGUUGCAUGGUGAACAAUUUAUGCAUCGAGCAGCAGAUCGUGCAAAUAAGAAAUUCAAACCACAUUUCUUACCUCAUGUGUGAAAGGUUGAAUUGGCAAAUCUUUUACUCCGGAUUCUCUCGAUGAAGCAAUUUCAAGCUACCCUUCUUCGCAUGCGAUGGCUCGCCAGGCCCAAUACAACAGUCUCAUACAAUUCCACAAAAGUUCAGAGAGCA
This is a messenger RNA of Botrytis cinerea B05.10, 893 nucleotides long. It is a transcript of the gene Bcpop4, whose product is annotated as Bcpop4. Bases 66 to 761 code for a protein of 231 amino acids. Gene Ontology annotation, biological process: rRNA processing; tRNA 5'-leader removal. The record is from RefSeq and is a predicted model, not a curated record. Gene Ontology annotation, molecular function: ribonuclease P RNA binding. Lineage: Eukaryota; Fungi; Ascomycota; Leotiomycetes; Helotiales; Sclerotiniaceae. Gene Ontology annotation, cellular component: ribonuclease MRP complex; ribonuclease P complex. The transcript has a single exon.